UCCGGGGGUGUGGCUCCGUCCUUAUAGCUCGGACCUGGAGUCUUCGUCUCGUUGAGGUUGCUGGGCGUGGUUCGGCUCUUUCCGCCGCCGGGGCGUGGCCUGCCCUCAUCAGGACCAGAGGCGGGGCGGCGGCCUCUCUGCACAGCGCACGGUGGACAGCAUGGCGGAGAUCACCAGCCUGGCGCCCAGCCUCGAUAUGUCUCCGAUCGCAGCGGGGUUCGUCGGAGCGGCGGUCUUGGUGGUGUCUGUCUCGGUGGCGGUCUUUCUCUGGAGCUGCUGUCACAGCCGAGCAGAGAAGAAGUUUAAGAACCCCCCCGUACAAGUUCAUCCACAUGCUGAAGGGGAUCAGUAUCUACCCCGAGACCCUCAGCAACAAAAAAAAGACUUUCCGUGUGCGCAGAGACAAGCCGCCCAUGGAUGGCGAGGGGGCCGAGGCGGGUCUGAUGGGCUCUGAGAAAAGUCCCAAUGGCCUGGCCACGGCCGUCAACCAGCUGCACAUCAACCCCAACUGUGGGGAGGAAGUGAGUCCGAGCACCAGCUCCAGCGGAAGCAAGACUACAUCCCCAUCAUCCCCAGACGAAGAGGCCACGCUGGGGGCACUCACCAUCUCUGUGGACUACAACUUUCCAAAGAAAGCCUUGGUGGUCACCAUACAAGAGGCUCAUGGCCUCCCAGUGAUGGAUGAACACUCCCACGGAUCUGACCCCUACGUGAAGAUGACCAUCCUGCCGGACAAGAAGCAUCGGGUGAAGACCCGCGUCCUGAGGAAGACUCUGGACCCCGUGUUUGACGAGACCUUCACUUUCUAUGGCAUCCCGUACAGCCAACUCCAGGACUUGGUGCUCCACUUCCUAGUGCUGAGCUUUGACCGCUUCUCGCGAGAUGAUGUCAUCGGGGAGGUGAUGGUCCCGCUGUCGGGGGUAGAUCCCAGCACCGGGCGAGUGCAGAUAACCAGAGACAUUGUGAGAAGGAACAUUCAGAAAUGCGUCAGUCGUGGUGAGCUGCAGGUGUCCUUGUCCUAUCAGCCGGUGGCACAAAGAAUGACCGUCGUGGUGCUGAAAGCAAAACACCUGCCGAGAGUGGACAUCACCGGACUGUCAGAUCCUUACGUCAAAGUGAAUGUCUAUUAUGGCCGAAAACGAAUUGCAAAGAAGAAGACCCAUGUGAAAAAGUGCACCCUGAGUCCAGUCUUCAAUGAGUCCUUCAUCUAUGACAUUCCCAUAGACCUGUUGCCGGACAUCAGCAUUGAGUUCCUUGUGAUCGACUUUGAUCGCACCACUAAGAACCAGGCGGUGGGGCGGCUCAUCCUGGGGGCGCACAGUGUAACGGCUAACGGCAUUGAGCACUGGCGGGAGGUGUGUGACAACCCCUACAAGCUGAUCGCCAAGUGGCACAGCUUGAGUGAGUACUAGCGGCUUGGUGUCUUGUGUAAGAGGUAACGCAGGUCUUGGUGAUGGAAGCGUUCCGGAAUCAGAUGGGCAGGAGAUAUUCAUUUUUUGUGUUAUCCUGUUUAACCCUUCAGAGACCACGGCACCUGUCUCAUACCGUACUGUAGGUCUGCUGAAGGUGUUGGCCUCGUUUUAGUGGUAGUUCAGACUUUUUUAGGCAGUCAUUUCUGAUGUUUUGCAGGACACUAUACUAAGCACUAAACCAGACGGUAACACUUCGCUAUAAUAACCUAUAUACAGAGUAUAACCCGUUGUUUGCAUGUUUCUGGCAGAGUCUCCACCGUCUCUCUUGAAGCCCUCUGCAUGUCAGUUCCAUGUUACUAGCUCUUGGUCCUGAGGGUCCCUUGUGGUUGCACAUGGCCAGUCUUGUCUGGUGGUCGAGUUUUUCUGGUGGAGUAGAUCAUCUCCACCCAUUGUCUUCUGCUCCAUGAGUCACGUGACGUGAGCUGCAGAUGUUGUGAUGUGUCCAAGCAGUGGGCUUAAUUCUCCCACACCCUGGGUCACAAUUCCAGCCCAGGUGACGGCCCUCUUUCUGGAUGUUGUAAGGUUGGAGAUAGUUAGCAUGUGCUCAGACACGGCCAUCAGGGAGAUCAGGACCUCAGGACGUGGUCGCUCUCACCCCUGCCUUUCUGAAGAGCUCGGUUAACCCGUUGUUUGCCUCUAUAUCUGCUGUAUAUACACCAGGCUUCCCCCCCCCCCCAUGACCCAUGAGCAGCAGAGCAGGAAACUAGGCAGCCUGCGGGCAAAAAGUCAUGGCACAUUAUCAGUGUUUUAUGGCAUCAGUAGCCGGUGUAUAAGGUGAACCCUGCCACUGGGCAAGAUAAGAAAGAUGGCAGGGUCAGCUCAGCCUAUCUGUAUGUACGGCAAGGAGACCAGGGCCACCAGUCCCAUGACUUCACCUAUCAACAUGUUGGUUUAUAUUGGCUUUCAUCUUCUAUGGAUCCUGUUCAUCUGCAUCUCACCUGCCUCAGGGUACCAGACCCCAUGGGUGCCUCAGUCUCACUCAACGCCUGACUCUUAUGGUCCUGGUCACUCCAUCACACUGAGAUUGUUGUGUGACUGCUCUUCAGUCCUGAAGUUAGUCCUGGUCCCAUAUGCAAUCUGCAUCCACUGAGAAUCCACUCACUGCUCAGCACAUGAAAUAUUCAUGUAUUGUCCCGUCUAUAACCUCUAAUGACUCCAUACCACAAGGCUCAGGUCUCUGAUGCCUCUGUACUAUGUUAUUAGGCCCUGAUCCCCGCACUCUAUGAUUAGGCCCUGAUCCCCGCACUCUAUGAUUAGGCCCUGAUCCCCGCACUCUAUGAUUAGGCCCUGAUCCCCGCACUCUAUGAUUAGGCCCUGAUCCCCGUACUCUAUGAUUAGGCCCUGAUCCCCGCACUCUAUGAUUAGGCCCUGAUCCCCGCACUCUAUGAUUAGGCCCUGAUCCCCGCACUCUAUGAUUAGGCCCUGAUCCCCGCACUCUAUGAUUAGGCCCUGAUCCCCGUACUCUAUGAUUAGGCCCUGAUCCCCGCACUCUAUGAUUAGGCCCUGAUCCCCGCACUCUAUGAUUAGGCCCUGAUCCCCGUACUCUAUGAUUAGGCCCUGAUCCCCGUACUCUAUGAUUAGGCCCUGAUCCCCGUACUCUAUGAUUAGGCCCUGAUCCCCGCACUCUAUGAUUAGGCCCUGAUCCCCGCACUCUAUGAUUAGGCCCUGAUCCCCGUACUCUAUGAUUAGGCCCUGAUCCCCGUACUCUAUGAUUAGGCCCUGAUCCCCGCACUCUAUGAUUAGGCCCUGAUCCCCGCACUCUAUGAUUAGGCCCUGAUCCCCGUACUCUAUGAUUAGGCCCUGAUCCCCGUACUCUAUGAUUAGGCCCUGAUCCCCGUACUCUAUGAUUAGGCCCUGAUCCCCGUACUCUAUGAUUAGGCCCUGAUCCCCGUACUCUAUGAUUAGGCCCUGAUCCCCGUACUCUAUGAUUAGGCCCUGAUCCCCGUACUCUAUGAUUAGGCCCUGAUCCCCGUACUCUAUGAUUAGGCCCUGAUCCCUGUACUCUAUGAUUAGGCCCUGAUCCCCGUACUCUAUGAUUAGGCCCUGAUCCCCCAUGUAGAAGGCUCUGAUCCCUGCACUCUAUGA
This is a messenger RNA of Bufo bufo (common toad), 3557 nucleotides long. RefSeq names its product synaptotagmin 11 (gene SYT11). The record is from RefSeq and is a predicted model, not a curated record. Gene Ontology annotation, molecular function: SNARE binding; calcium ion binding; phosphatidylserine binding. Gene Ontology annotation, biological process: calcium-ion regulated exocytosis; cellular response to calcium ion; regulation of dopamine secretion. Gene Ontology annotation, cellular component: axon; synapse; membrane. The transcript has 4 exons. Bases 333 to 1412 code for a protein of 359 amino acids. Lineage: Eukaryota; Metazoa; Chordata; Amphibia; Anura; Bufonidae.